AUGGACGGGCAUGCGGGUCCCGAGGCGAACCCCCUCCUCGAGCGCAUAGGUGGCAUCUGGGCCGGCCGCACGCCAGGCCUGCAGGAAGAGUUCCAGCGCGAGGUCGCGCAGCUGCUGGGCCGCGGCCGCAACCUUUCGUUCCCCGGCGCGCAACCCGUGUCCUUUUCGGCCGAACACAUCCAAGAGCUCAAGACGCAGGACUACUACGUGUGCGAGAAGACGGACGGGUUGCGCUACCUGAUGUACCUGACGCGCGAGGGCGAGCACGACAUCCACUACCUGAUCGACCGCAAGAACGACUACUGGUUCGUGCCGUACCUGCACUUCCCGCACCACGAGGACAAGACCUUUGAGCGCUUCCACACCGACACCAUCCUGGACGGCGAGCUGGUCGAGGACCGCUACCCGGACCGGCCACCGGUCAUCAAAUUCCUGGUGUUCGACUGCCUGGUCCUGGACAAGCAGGUGCUCAUGCAGCGGCCGCUCGACAAGCGGCUCGCCUACUUCAAGUCCCACGUCCUGGGGCCCUACAAGGAGAUGUACAGGCAACAACCCGACCGGCCACGGCCGUUCGUGCUCGAGGACAAGGCCACCGAGUUCAGCUACGGCCUCGAGAAAAUGUUCAAGGAGAUCAUCCCCAAGGUCAAGCAGCUGCAUGGCAACGACGGCCUGAUCUUCACGUGCCGCAACACCCCCUACAAGACGGGCACCGACGAGCACAUCCUCAAGUGGAAGCCCCCUGCCGAAAACACGGUCGAUUUUCUUCUACAUAUCGAGUGGCCGCUCGUAGACCCCGACCCGGACGACCCGGACCGCUCCCCCCAGCCGGAUUACUACGCCUUCCCCACACGGUUUUGCCUGUACAUCCACCACGGCUCGAACGAGUACUCGUACAUUGACGAUCUACAUGUCGAACCGCACGAAUACGGGGAAUGGAAAACUCUGGGCCAUCCCUUGCAGGACAUCAUCGUCGAGGCCGCCAAGGACGACCAGCAGAGGUGGCGGUACCAUCGGUUCAGGCAUGACAAGGACCAGUCCAACCACAUCAAGGUGUACAGGAGCGUCAUUCGGAGCAUCCAGAGCCACGUCACCGAGCAGGAUCUGCUCGACCACGCCAACGACAUCAGGAAGGCGUGGAAGGCGAGGGACGAGGAACGGAAGCGCAUGCAGGGUGCUGUCAAGCGGGAGCCUUGA
This is a messenger RNA of Cladophialophora yegresii CBS 114405, 1194 nucleotides long. Its product is annotated as mRNA guanylyltransferase. The coding region runs from base 1 to 1194 and encodes 397 amino acids. Lineage: Eukaryota; Fungi; Ascomycota; Eurotiomycetes; Chaetothyriales; Herpotrichiellaceae. The record is from RefSeq and is a predicted model, not a curated record. The transcript has a single exon. Gene Ontology annotation, cellular component: mRNA capping enzyme complex. Gene Ontology annotation, biological process: 7-methylguanosine mRNA capping. Gene Ontology annotation, molecular function: ATP binding; mRNA guanylyltransferase activity.